Molecule: messenger RNA, 1074 nt
Organism: Lichtheimia ornata
Lineage: Eukaryota; Fungi; Mucoromycota; Mucoromycetes; Mucorales; Lichtheimiaceae
Exons: 2
Coding region: 1-1074 (357 amino acids)
Biological process (GO): regulation of cyclin-dependent protein serine/threonine kinase activity
Cellular component (GO): nucleus; cyclin-dependent protein kinase holoenzyme complex
Molecular function (GO): protein kinase binding; cyclin-dependent protein serine/threonine kinase regulator activity
Source: RefSeq, a predicted model, not a curated record
AUGAGUCACCACACGCUACCAGCAACAACAGCAGCCAUUCAAUCAUGGAACAGCAGCUGUAGCAGCAACGGCAGCAGCAAAAGUAGUGUACCACGACAAUUGUUGUCCGCCGAAGAGCAAGAUCCGACGACCAUGAGCCGGCGUUUGGCGUAUGCCGAGGCACUACUUGACAUUGUCACCAACAUGGUAGAGAUCAUGUGGCAAGGGAUCUUCCGUGAUGUUGAACUUGCACUUCCUGCAAGUACAGGGGGUGGUGCACUACGUACAUAUUUACGAGAGGUGUUAAAACGAUCACAAACGGGAUGGACUACAGCACAAAUGGCGGUGCAAUACCUUUUUCAGACACAGCGUGCUAUAAGAAGACAUUUGCAACGGCAUCGUGGUGCAAGUAUCGUAUGUUGUGCAAGGCGCAUGUUUCUGGCGGCUUUAAUUGUGGCGUCCAAAUUCGUGCAGGAUAAAACCUAUCGUAACUCGGCGUGGGCAACUAUUGCGCGUCUACCGGUGCGUGAAGUUAAUCUUGCCGAACGCGUGUUCCUUGAUUUGUGUCAAUACCGCCUUUAUAUUCCUCCGCUUAUGUUUGCCGAUUUGCAUCGAGUGUUAUGUGCUCAAGUUGCCCACGCUUUACGCCAACAACCAGACACCCUUGUUUCACUGCAGGAUGUCUCCUUUGCUCAUUUAUCAAGCACCCCAUCACCUGCUCAACAACAACAUCCUUCUCCACUAUUACAACAACCUCCACCAACAACACCACCACCACCCCAACAAUGCACUUGUCGCCGCCAAUAUCAUCCACACUAUUACUAUUACAACUAUCAUCAUCCAGCAUAUUCACAUCUCCAUCGUCAUCAAAGAACUAUAAAUGACGUAGCAUCAACAUCCAUUACCAGCACAACUCCCAUUGCUGGAAGGAAAAGAAGGAAGGCUAGCGCAAUGUCAUUUACAUCCGAUUACCCACACGCUACUAGUAACCAUAGCAACAAGCGAUGUAAAUCAACGCAUUUGCCACCUCCAGAUCAAUACCAUCAUCAAACUCAUGUCCGACCACCAGCACCCACUGUUGUUCAGUUUUUGUAA